Messenger RNA from Xiphias gladius (swordfish), 1269 nucleotides. RefSeq names its product protein kinase, interferon-inducible double stranded RNA dependent activator (gene prkra). The transcript is spliced from 9 exons. The record is from RefSeq and is a predicted model, not a curated record. Bases 198 to 1136 code for a protein of 312 amino acids. Lineage: Eukaryota; Metazoa; Chordata; Actinopteri; Istiophoriformes; Xiphiidae.
UGGAUGUUGAUAGGAUGUUAAAUUCGGUAAUUUCCCCGGCCCGGCUACAACGGAGAGUUGUUAGCAUUUUCAGGCCAUAUCAUUGUCUUCACAAUAACAUAACUAGAUGCCCAGGAAAAUAUCUCAACGUGGUGUGUGAGAUUUCUCCUUGACCCGAGUCUCUUAACCAGCCCGCUGACCACAGAAACUUGUAAAACAUGUCUCAGGAGGGAUAUCAGUCACCAGCAGUGAAAACAGCCGCCGACACCAGCUUGAACACACUUGAAACGCAGAAGAACAACCCUGGGAAGACACCUAUACAAAUCCUGCAUGAAUAUGGCACAAAAACUGGCAACCUUCCUGUGUAUGUGAUGGAGAAGGCCGAAGGAGAGGCUCACCAGCCCAGCUUCGUCUUCAGCGUGAAAAUCCGAGAUGUGAGCUGCACAGGUCAAGGUCCCAGUAAAAAGGCUGCUAAACACCAGGCUGCAGAGGCUGCCCUGAAUAUGCUGCAAAUAGACACUGGAGCAGUGAAUGUUCCUGUGAAGUCUGAGAGUAACGGUGUUGCGGCAGAAACAAACAACCAUCCCAACUCAGUGGGGAUACUGCAGGAGCUAGCGUUGCAGAGAGGCUGGCGUCUUCCUGAAUACACAGUUUUAAUGGAGGCUGGUCCGCCACACAAGAGAGAAUUCACUGUUACUUGUCGAAUGGAGUCCCUGUCAGAGAAGGCUGUAGGGAAUUCAAAAAAGGCAGCAAAAAAGGCAGCUGCAGAGAAAAUGGUGGCAAAGCUUCAAAGUCUGUCAGGCUGCUCUGAAAUCACAUGGACGCCUAAACCAAGUGUCCGAUUUGAGAACUUAAGGAACUCAUCAGCGGAGAAGAUAUCCUUACUGAGACGAAACCCCCUGAGCAUCCCCAACACAGAUUACAUCCAGAUGAUGUUGGAGUUGUCCAAGGAGCAAGGCUUCGAGGUCACAUACUUUGAUAUUGAUGAGCUGACAGUGAACGGUCAGUACCAGUGUCUGGCAGAGCUGUCCACCUCCCCGGUCACCGUGUGCCACGGCACAGGCAUUUCCUGUAGCAACGCGCACAACGACGCAGCACACAGCGCCCUCCAGUACAUCAAGAUCAUGGCCUCCAUCAAUGUGCCUCAUAGUACCUAGAAGUAAAAUCUGUGAUAUAUUUAAUAAUUAUUUACUGACUGACCUCUGCUGUAUGAACCGAACCCUGGUGGAGAAUAAUAGCAGCGACAACAUGUGUAAGAAUCCAGAAAAUAAACCCAAACAUUAAAUGUUA